Messenger RNA from Acanthisitta chloris (rifleman), 2232 nucleotides. RefSeq names its product G2/M-phase specific E3 ubiquitin protein ligase (gene G2E3). Gene Ontology annotation, molecular function: ubiquitin-protein transferase activity. Gene Ontology annotation, cellular component: nucleus. The transcript is spliced from 15 exons. Lineage: Eukaryota; Metazoa; Chordata; Aves; Passeriformes; Acanthisittidae. The record is from RefSeq and is a predicted model, not a curated record.
AUGAGUAAAUCCAGAAAACUUGAUAUUCAAAGCUCAUUCUGUGUUCUCUGUGGACGGACAGAUGACUGCCCUGAAAAGUAUGGAGAAAAGAAGACCUAUGUGAAAUACAAACUCACUUUUCAUUAUUACUGUUUGCUGUUGUCAAGUGGCAUUUGGCAGAGAGGGAAAGAAGAUGAAGGUAUAGAUGGAUUCUUAUUCACAGAUGUUAAAAAAGAAAUGAAGAGAGCUGCAAAACUGACAUGUUGUGUCUGUAAGAAAAAGGGUGCUUCGAUUGGAUGUGUAGAUCCCAAAUGCAGACGAAGUUUCCAUUUUCCUUGUGGGAUAGAAAAGGAAUGUAUUUACCAGUUCAUGGAAGACUUCAGAUCUUACUGCUGGGAACAUAGACCAGUCCAAAAGUUUACAGAUGAAGAAUAUGGAGGAGCUUCACAAUGCACAAUAUGCCUGGAUUUGGUUGAACAUCUUCCAGUGUACGGUGUAAUGAAAAGUCCUUGCUGUAAAAGUGCUUGGUUUCAUCGAGAAUGCUUGCAGUAUCAAGCUUUGAGUGCUGGGAUAUUUUUCUUUAGGUGCACGGUAUGUAAUAACAAGAGCAAAUUUCAAGAAGAAAUGUUGAGAAUGGGCAUACACAUUCCAGAAAAGGAUGCAUCUUGGGAACUUGAAGAGAAUGCAUAUCAAGACUUACUGCAGUCUUACCAACACUGUGAUGUUAGAAGAUGUCUCUGCAGGAAGGGAAGAGACUAUAAUAAGCCUGAUAGUAACUGGGAAAUAAAGCGUUGUCAGUAUUGUGGUUCCCGUGGGACUCACUUGGCCUGUUCUUCUCUGAAUUCAUGGGAGGAAAACUGGGAGUGCACAGAAUGCAGAAGUAUCUUUGCAAAGUCAGGGAAGCGUAGCAGAAAGAAAAAACAUUCUUUGGCUGACUCUGAAAAGACAAGUGGAACACCUUUGCUGGAAGAGCCAUCUCUAAAGAGCUGUCGGAAGUCAUCUGGACCUCAACGCAGUUUUCUACUCCAAUCACCUAAGCUAAUGUGCCAGAACAACUUGUCUCCUUGCUCACACCUAGAACUUUCAGCAUCCAACAGAGUGAAGAUACCCCUCUCUCCACUGAUGUCAAACAGAAACUGACAUUUAAGAAAGCAAAGAAGGGAAGUUUGUGAUAUACUGAAGGAGUUAAAGCUACAAGUUAAUAAAAAAAAAACAAAGCUUUACAUCAAUGCAGAAGAUAUCUGGAAUAGUGCUUUAAAAGUAUUUAGACAGCACAACUUCAGUCCUACAAACACCAUUGAAAUCAAGAUCUUACACUGCAAAACCCAGUCAAAGACAGAUACUUCCACUGCAUCCAACCACCAUUUCUUCCACUUAUUAAUGCUUCACCUUCAGAAUUCAUCAUUGUUUGUGGGCUCUUCUGCAAAGAACUUGUCCCUUGAUUUUCAAGCUGUACAAGAGAAUCUAUAUUUUGAAGCUGGGAAAAUGAUUGCGGUUUCUCUGGUUCAUGGUGGUCCAUCUCCUGGUUUCUUUUCCAAAACACUGUUUGAUUGUCUUGUCUAUGGUCCAGAGAAUGUGCAGCCAGCUUUGGAAGAUGUUGCUGAUGUUGAUGUAGCACAAAUGAUAGAAACGAUAAAAUAUGCAAGUAGUCUGUCCAGCCUACACUCUACAAUACACGACUGCUGUGACUUCCUUGCUGCUGCUGGAUGUGUAAGACCUGUAACAGAUUUGUGUGAAAAGAACAUGCUGGUGAAUGACAUAUUGAUCUACCAUGUAAUCAAGAGAAUAGCUUCACCUUUAGAAAGCUUUAGGCAAGGUUUGAAAACUCUUGGUGUCCUAGAGAAAAUGCAAAUGCAUCCAGAUGCCUUCUCUAGCAUAUUCUGCCACAAACCUGAAAGACUUUCAGCAGAAACUAUUUGUGAUCUUUUUACAAUCCAUUCCUCAUCAGAUGUAAAUAAAGUUCAAGGUGCUGAUUUUUGGAUGAGCUAUUUGCAAGAUGUGGAAAGUGGUGAGUCUCUAGUGACAUUGGAGGAUAUUCUGCUCUUCGCAACAGGCUGUUCUUCUAUACCAUCCAUUGGUUUUGACCCUGAACCUACUAUUAAAUUUUUACGGAGGAGUUGUCCCAUUGGAAACAGACUCCUUAAUUGCUUGGAGCUCCCUAUAACAGAGUCAUAUGAGCAGUUUAAAAACCAAAUGGAGCUCGCCAUCAGAAACACACUAAGAGGUGAAAGGGAAUUGCUUUUUUUCUACUGA